Messenger RNA from Mytilus californianus (California mussel), 11875 nucleotides. RefSeq names its product triple functional domain protein-like. Gene Ontology annotation, molecular function: ATP binding; protein kinase activity; protein binding. NCBI's taxonomy places the organism in Eukaryota, Metazoa, Mollusca, Bivalvia, Mytilida, Mytilidae. The transcript has 65 exons. The record is from RefSeq and is a predicted model, not a curated record. Gene Ontology annotation, cellular component: cytoplasm. Bases 118 to 9210 code for a protein of 3030 amino acids. Gene Ontology annotation, biological process: intracellular signal transduction; axon guidance; protein phosphorylation.
CGGAAAUAACCGAUGCCUACCGAUUAAAUAAUUUUGAUGGCCGAAAAAGAUGAAGAUGCUACACAAUGAUGCUGAUUAUUGUAAACAGCAAUUAGAGCGUCUUAUGGCCGAAAAGACAUGAACAACCAAGAGCACAGGAAAGAUGUGACAAACGAGAGAGAAGUGGAAUGUUAUUAUCGCCCAGGAGGAAAAAGAACAGAUGGGUUGAAAGCUGCUGAUAUAGUGCCUAUUCUUAGAGAGAGGGUGGCCUACCUGUCAGGUGGACGAGACCGACGUGGUGGACCAAUAUUAACAUUUCCAUCGCGUACACAUCCAGAACGGUUAGACCAUGAUGAUCUCAGGCGUCUCAUGACAUAUCUAGCCAGGAUCCCCAGCGAUGAUGUGAGGGACAAAGGUUUUACUGUGAUAUUAGAUAUGCGAGGUUCAACCUGGCAGAUAGUUAAACCAAUUCUUAAAGUAUUACAGGAAUGUUUUCCUGGCAGCAUUUAUAUAGCUUUUAUAAUCAAACCAGAGAAGUUCUGGGAAAAACAAAGAACUAGUCUUGGAAGUGCCAAAUAUAAUUUUGAGACCACUAUGAUCUCACUUGACAAUCUCACCAAAUCUAUAGACCCCACCCAGCUGACGAGAGAAUUUGAUGGGGCACUGGAGUAUAAUCAUGAGCAAUGGAUACAGCUUAGAUUGAUGUUAGAAGAAUUUAUAUGUAAAGCCUUAGAUCUCCUUGAUAAACUAGAUGAACUUGGAAAUAUUUUGACCAAUCCAGAACUUCCAGAUAAUUUAAAUGGUGCACAGUGUCGAUUGGAGGAACAUAAUCAACUGAAAAGACGUGUCAAUAUGGCACCUGUAGAACAACUGGGGAUGGAAGGACAGAGGAUACUGAUGGAAAUUACAGGGGACCAACAACAAGGUCGAAGGUUUGUGGUAUCGGCUACAGCUGAUUUUCAGAGUUCCGUCCCUCAGAUUUCACAACUGUUAGAUAGGAUGCAUGGACAGAAACAGCAUCUGAAUCAGUUAUGGUCAGUUAAACGUUUGAGAUUGGAACAAUGUCUACAGCUGAGAAUAUUUGAAGAAGAUGUUGAAAAGAUGUUUGACUGGAUUGGUCACAAUAAAGAUAUGUUUCUGGUGCAUUAUACAGAGAUUGGUAAUUCCCACCAGAUGGCAGUAGAAUUAGAAGUUGAACAUAGUCAAUUUGCAAAUAGUGCUGUUAAUGUAUAUGUAAAUAUAACUCGUAUCCUUGGUAUGGCUCAAAAAUUAUGUGAUGGUGGUCACUAUGCCUCUAGUACUAUAAGAAUGCAGGCCAGUCGACUGGAGAGGGAAUGGAAGAACUUGGCUGCAGCUCUGGAUGAUAGGAGUGCUGUUCUUAAUAUGUCUACAUCCUUCCAUAAAAAGGCUGAACAGUACUUAGCUCAAGUGAUUGGAUGGAGACAAGCUUGUGAAGAUCCUGGUAUACCCAAUAAUAUUCAUGAGCUAGAAACAUCCCUUCAACAGCAUCAGAGCUUGAUAGAGGCUAUAAGUCAAUCAUAUGCUGAGGUGUGUCAGGAUGGUAAACAAUUAUUAGAUACUCUCCAGACACCUGUUAGUUCUAGUAGUAUGAACAGUAUUACUGCUAAAGCAGAUUAUUCAGAGGCUUCUGGACACGUCCUGGAUGUAGUUCAUGAGGUACUUGCUCAUCAAAGACAUUUGGAACAGACAUGGCAUACAAAGAAAGUCAAACUUCAUCAACGGCUUGGACUGAGAUUGUUCCAACAAGAUGUUAAACAGGUAAUUGAUUGGUUGGACAGUCAUGGUGAUGGAUUUCUUAAAAAGAAUACAACCAUUGGUCGAAGUUUACAGAGAGGGAAAGCAUUACAGAAAAGUCAUGAACAUUUUGAAACUGUUGCUCAGAACACUGUUACAAAUGCUGAUAAAUUACUAGCAGCUGCUGAUGAACUUGCUCAGACCGGAGAAUGUGAUCCAGAAGAGAUCUACCGUGAAGCUCAAGAACUAGAGGCUCGUAUGGCUAGCUUCAUCACAGCUCUGGAAAGGAGGCGUGUCACUUUAGACAUGACAGUUUUCUUCUACACUCAUGUACAUGAGCUUACCUGCUGGUUGGAAGAACUCCAACAAGAACUACAAAGUUCAGAAAUUGCUGACACAGUUGAAGGUGCUGAACAACUUCUAGGACAGUUUAAUCAACAAAGGGAGACAACUAUAGAGGCAGCCAUUAAUACUGUCAGUGAAGGAGAAAAUUUAUUAGAGCAGCUACGGGUCUUCAGUACGGAACCAGAUAGGAUCAACCAGAACCCAGACUACACUCAUAUAGAAGGUGUUCUUCAUCAGUUAAAUGAAAGUAGGUCACAGUUAGAGGAAUUGUGGGCAGCAAGGAAAAUGAAAUUAGACUUGUGUUUGCAGUUGAGAUUGUUUGAGAGAGAUUCACUUGAGGUGUCGUCACAACUAGAGCUUUGGGCAGAAGAACUACAACACCAGGAACUUGGUAACGAAGGCAGUAAAGCAGAACAGCUCUUACAGGCUCAUAACGAAAGUGUUCUCUUGAUGCAGAAUUGUACAUUUGAAGUUUUGCAGAGAGGACAAGACUUAAUUCAGGUUUUUGAGAAUUCUGGGAUACAGUUAAUGGCUGAUUCUCAAUGUGAGGCUCAGUCACGUAUCCAAGCAUUGUUAGAAUACCUACAUGAGAGAGAGAUGGACCUGGAAGCCAUUGCUGAAUCUAAGAGGGAACGAUUGGAACAACUUGUACAGCUCAGGAACUUUGAAGUAGAGGCCAGACAGGUGAUAUACUGGAUAGACCAUGGGAAGUCCAUGUUAAUCAGUUGUUUUACCUGUCCAAAUUCAUUAAUGGAGGCUGAAUCUCUGAAGAAAGAACAUGAACAAUUCAUGCAUGCUAUUGAGAAAACAAAUAUAAGCAUGGCCCAGGUGACACAGCGAGCUGAGAAUAUGAUACAAGCCCACCAUUUUAAUUCUGAUCUAAUUCGAGCCAUUGCAGAGAACGUCACAUUUGCCUGGCAACAGCUGAUGUAUCAUACAGAAGAGAGACAUAAACUUGUAAUGGCGUCCAUGAACUGGUACAAAACUGCUGAACAGGUCUGGUCUGUGUUGGAAAGUUUAGAUGCUGAUUAUAAACGAGAUGAAGACUGGUGUAGCACUGAGAGGGCCAAUACAGGAGAUAAAGCUAAUUAUUUAUUACAGUUAAUUAAUAAACAUAAUGAACAGAAAGAGGCCUUUUUGAAGGCCUGUACCCUUGCCAGAAGAACUGCUGAAAGUUUCCUGAAGUAUGUCAACAGAAAUUUACACACUUUUGGUUCACAGAUAAAAUUUAGAAGUCCAGAAAAACAUGUAAAAGCUACACUAGAUCAGCUUCUACAACAGGAAAACUUGGUCCUAGAAUACUGGACAGUAAAGAAAAAGAAGUUAGAACAGUGCCAUCAAUAUGUAUUAUUUGAACAGAGUGCAAAACAGGCUUUAGACUGGAUUAAAGAUUAUGGUGAAGCCUACCUUGCUACACAUCAACAUGUGGGUAACAGUCAGCAAGAGACAGAAGCUUUACGAAAAGAGUACUAUGACUUUCGCAGUCGUGCCAAGGAAACAAGAGAAAGUGUCCGUCUGCUCCUAUCAUUGGCUGACAGUUUUAUGGCUAAAGGCAACAUCCAUGCCAACAGUAUACGGCAGUGGUGUGAUGCUGUUGACAAGCGGUACAAAGAUUUCUCUGUACGGCUGGACAAAUACAGACAUAAACUAGAGGCUAAACUUGGUGUAAAGGAAGAGGUUCAAAAGGAAGAAAAGAAAGAAGAUCAAAGACAUAGUGAUUCAUCUAUUGAAGAGAAAGUAUUACAUCAUACACCUAAAGAAUUGACAGAAGAAAAAAGAAAAUCAGCCAGACGAAGAGAAUUUAUAAUGGCAGAGUUACUGCAGACAGAGAGAACCUAUGUGAAAGAUUUAGAAACUUGUGUUAAAUGUUAUAUAAACGCCAUGUCAGAACAGAGCUGUCCAACAGGUAUCUGGAGCAGACAGAAAGUGGUUUUUGGUAAUAUUGAAGAGAUAUAUGAAUUCCAUAAUAAAAUAUUUUUAAAAGAGUUAGAGAAAUAUGAAACCAUACCAGAAGAUGUCGGCCAUUGUUUUGUCACUUGGGCCAGCAAAUUUUCCAUAUAUGUAACGUAUUGUAGAAACAAACCAGAUUCAAACCAAACAUUGGUGGAGCAUGCUGGGAGCUACUUUGAGGAGUUACAACAGAAAGCUAGUCUAGCUGAACCUCUGGCUUCUUAUCUUAUAAAACCAGUUCAACGUAUAACCAAGUACCAAUUACUGCUGAAAGAUUUAUUGGCUUGUUGUGAGGGACAUAUUGGGGAAAUAAAGGAUGGGUUAGAAGUAAUGAUGUGUGUGCCAAAGAAAGCCAAUGAUGCCAUGCACCUUAGUAUGUUAGAGGGUCUUGAGGAUAACCUUGAGGCCUUAGGGGAGGUGUUCUUACAAGAUCAGUUCCUUGUCUGGGAUCCUAAACAGCUUAUCAGAAAAGGAAGAGAACGUCAUUUGUUCUUGUUUGACAUGUGUCUCAUAUUUGCAAAAGAAGUGAAGGAUAGUAACGGCAAAGCUAAAUAUAUGUUUAAAUUCAAGUUAAUGAUUCCAGAUUUGAACAUCACUGAACAUAUUGAAGGAGAUGAGACAAAGUUUGCUUUGUGGACUGGCAGAGCCCCGAUCUCAGAUUAUCGUAUUAUAUUGAAGGCUAACAAUUUAGAAACCAAGCAAAACUGGGUGAAGAAGCUACGAGAAUUGAUGCAGGAACGUAUGACGUACAUGCACGAGGCGUUACGAGACAAACCACCAACUUUAUUCAAACCUACACAAGCAUCAAAAGCUUUCCAUACUCCCACCAAAAUGUCAUUACUUGGAGAUGUUAGAAGGGACCUUGAUGGUGAUACAUCAUUAGAUGACCUACCAAUAGAAAGAAGGGGUUCUCUGACGUCCCUUAUAUCCAUAACAACCACAGGAACCUCAGCCUCAGACAGCAGUAGCAGUGGUGGUCCUAAGCCUGAUGUUACAGUCGUUAUUGAGAACUAUUCUGCUGCCAACAACUCAGAAAUCACAGUGCUCAAAGGUCAACAGGUCGAGGUUAUUGACCCAACACCAGGUGAACCCAAUUGGUGCAUGGUGCGUGCAAUCAACUGUGAAGAUGGUGAACCAUGUCAGGGGCUGGUACCCAUAGCAUCAUUGAAACCCAUACCAAUGCUUCGUGGACCAGGAAACAGAAACAGUAUGGAUAUUGAUGAAGCCUAUGGAGAUGAUCAAGCUGGAAGAGAAGAAUCACCAGCCAAUAAAAGAAAGAGUAGUUUUAGGAAAUGGUUAGCUCCUGGAAGAAAGAAAAGCCAAACGAAAUUUGAAAAACCAGCAAUGUUUGAUGAGAUAGAGAAACGAGUUAUCAUGGGAACAUUGGGGACCAGACCAGAUCAACAAGAAGCUCAUGUACAGCCCCAGCACAAUCAAGUUACCGUGGUAGCACAAAAGAAGCCAUUAGAAGUGGCUGAGGAUGAUGCAGAUGAUGUAGAUUUGCCAACAGUUCCCCCACCAAUGAAAAUCCAGGACCGCACAUUUAAAGCUUCCAAAGAAGAUUCCUCAGAAGACUUAUCUAAAAAAGUGGCAUCAACAUUGACAAUACAACCAGAUACAGAGAAUGCAGUAAAAGAUCUUGAAGAUAUGGUCAACCAGAGAGUUGGGGACCCUAACCAUGACAAUCCAUUUGACCAUCAACUGUCCUCAGAAUCUGGGGGUGAAACUGCUGAUGAUCAGGCAUCGGAGCUGACAGAAGAGAAAAAAGAAAUGUAUAGAGAGAAAAGAAGUUAUGUGAUGCAAGAAUUACUGGAUACAGAAAAAGACUAUGUAAAAGAUUUAGGACUGAUUGUAGAGGGUUAUAUGGAAUACCUGAAGGAGCAUGGGAUGCCUGAAGACCUGCAAGGAAAAGAUAAAAUAGUAUUUGGAAAUAUACACCAGAUAUAUGACUGGCAUCGAGAGAACUUUUCACCUGAGGUAGAAAAGGCUGUAUGGGAUGUUGAUCAGCUUGGUAGUUUGUUUACACGAUAUGAGCGUCGUUUACAUAUGUAUGUUAAAUAUUGUGAAAAUAAACCCAAAUCGGAGUAUAUUGUCGCUGAAUAUAUAGAAGUGUUCGAAGACAUUCGACAGAAAUUAGGUCAUCGGUUAAUGUUGCCAGACCUUCUGAUAAAGCCAGUACAGAGGAUCAUGAAGUAUCAACUUCUACUCAGGGAUAUACAGAAAUAUACUGAUCGUGCAGGAGAGGACACCAAGAGCUUGAAGAAGGCAUUAGAGGUCAUGUGUGUCGUUCCAAAGGCGGCCAAUGAUAUGAUGCAAGUUGGACGACUGCAAGGAUUUGAUGGAAAGAUAACUGCUCAAGGAAAACUGUUACUUCAGGAUACAUUAUUAGUAUCGGAAAUAUCACAGGGACAGUCACAACCAAAAUUUAAAGAAAGACGUGUUUUUUUGUUUGAACAAAUUAUAUUAUUCAGUGAAAUGUCAGAGAAAAAACGAGGAGAUCUUUCAAAUGCAAAUUAUGUGUAUAAAAAUAGUAUUAAGGUAAACAAUAUGGCGUUAACCAAACAAGUGGAAGGUGAACCGUUGCGGUUUAUGUUGAUAAACAAAACUCCCGGUUCAGACUGUAAAUUUGUGAUACAGGCACCAAGUGAUGCCGUCAAACAUACGUGGACAUUGCGGAUUACGUCAUUACUAGAUAUGCAAGGGGAUUUUCUCAGAGCACUUCAAUCACCUAUAGAAUACCAAAAUAAAGUCAGGAAAGAAACGUCAACACCAGAAUUAAGUCAUACACCAAGAGAAGGUUUACUCAGGAAAACUCAGUCACAAUCACAUCCUAAAAAAGAUCGUUCUCAGACUCCGCCUGGUUCACUACAGGACUCAAAAUAUACUCGGUGUCGUUCUGUGCCCAAUCCCGGCAAAAUUAAUAUUGAACAUGGUGAAAGUUCAAAGUUGUCAUGUCCAAAUUCUCCUACUGAAACAGACAAAGAAUUCGACCAGGAAAAAUUAACCAAAUUAACUAUGACGUCGUCUUGUAACAGUCCCUCUUUCAUGGGUGAAGUGUCCCCAAAACCAAAGAAAAACAUUUUUGAAGGAUUUAAAACUUCACUGAAGAAAUCAAAAAGUGAUGCUCCAUCUACAUCAAAGUCAGAGACUGAUAAAGUUCCCGAUUUAUUACAAGAUGAUGAAAUUAGGAUUUCUAUAAAUAAUGGUGGCCCAGCAGAUGGCGCCACAAAUCAUAACACAUCGUCGGACAAUAACGAAGAUGAAUCGUUUGCUGAUGGAACAAUACAUGUUGGAAAUGUAGUAUGUGAUUAUAUGGCUUUCAAGGAAGACGAGAUAUCAGUAUCCAAAGGAGAAAUAAUACAAAUUAUCUAUACCAAUCAGUACAACAUGUUUUUGGUCCAUCGUCCCGCUAACGCUACGUCACCAGCAGCAGAAGGCUGGGUGCCUGGAUAUGUCAUUGGACCACGUGAUGGAGAGGGAAGUUUACGGAAAAGUUCAUGGCAGUUAUUUAAGCUCCGAAUGCAAGGUUUGAGACCAGAAAGGAGAACAUCCGAGGUUCAGUUCUAUAGUCUAGACAGGAGAAGCAGAACACUUCCGUUACCAUGGAAAGAAGCACACGAGGAAUAUCGAAGAAAAAUUUCACACCACGACCUUCAGUAUGAAAUGACACCUUCUGUUCAUCAACCAUUGGCCAGUGCCGUUGUUAAAGCAACAGACACAGCUGUCCUUACAUGUAGAAUAUGUGGAAGACCAAGACCUAAUAUAUCAUGGAGACUGAAUGAUAGCCUCAAUCUCACGAAUAAUAAUCGCAUCAAUUUAUUUUUCGGUGAGGAUGGAUUUGCGACAUUGAAGAUACACAACGCUACUCCGGCAGACAGUGGAGAAUAUGCUUGUAUAGCUACAAGUGAACUAGGUUCUGUGAUAACUAAAGCAACGUUAACGGUCUUAGACCGUCCACUUCCUCCAUCAAGACCUGUGAUACGUAGUCAAGUGGGAACGUCUGUGCAUUUAGAAUGGAUAGCCCAUAGCAGCAAUUCUCAAAUACAUGGAUAUACUAUCGAACUGAAAGAAAAUGGAACUGACGUGUGGCAAGCUGCAAUUCCAUAUGUUCCAAACACAUCGCAGUUUAUAAGUGAUUUGACCCCUGGGUUGACAUACCAGUUUCGGGUCAGUUCAAAUAAUAAUAUCAGUAUGAGCGAACCGAGUGCACCGUCGCAACUUAUUACCAUUCCAUCUGAAGGGGAAUUAAAUGAAAGAUCAAGUGAAACAAAUACGCCAUGGAAAUCAACAUACACCAAAGAUUUCACAGAAAUAGAAGAAAUUGCUAGGGGAAGAUUUUCAACUGUUAAAAAAGUGUCUCAAAACUGCACGAAUCGGGAAAUGGCUGCUAAAUGUAUUCACAAACGCAUUACAGACAUUGAUCAUGUAGAAACGGAGUACAACACUCUACAGGCAUUGCAACACGAGAAUCUGAUUCCGGUUUUUGAUGUCUAUACGACACCAACUUCAUAUAUCAUUAUUAUGCCUUUGUUACCAUUAGGUCGUUUGUUUGAUUUUGUAUGUAGAAGGCCUUAUUUUGAUGAACAUGAAGCAGCAGGGUUUAUAUUACAAUUGUUAACUGUAACUCAGUACUUGCACAAUUGUAGGAUUGCUCACCUGGAUAUCAAGCCUGAAAACCUUUUGGUAGAAAUGGUUAUGGGAGAAACUCGUUUAAAACUCUGUGAUUUUACGGACGCUAGACACAUAUACAAUAACUUUUAUGUGCAUCCGUUUCGAGAAUGUCCAGAAUUUCUAGCUCCAGAGGUAAUUAAAGGAACACCAGUGGGUUUGCUGACGGAUAUAUGGAGUAUAGGUGUUGUGACUUAUGCUCUCCUGAGUGGAUUAUCCCCCUUCCUUGAUGAUAGCCAAGAGGAAACAUGUUCGAACAUUAUCAGAAUAGAUUAUAGCUUUCCAGACGAAUUUUUUGGUAUUAUUUCAAAUGAGGCACAGACUUUCAUACUGGACAUUUUGGUAGAAGAUAUUGGUGGUCGUCCUACAGCACAUAAAUGCCUAGAGUCCUUAUGGAUACAGAAGUACUGCAGCACUGCCUCAUCUCAGCCUAGACAUAAAUCCAUUCCAACAGACAGAUUGAAAGAUUUCAUAGAAAGGAAAAAACUUCAGAGCACAGAACUAUAUUCAUGACAGCAAUGACUACUGGCUUUUACCUCUUUACAGAAGAAAAUUAUAUAUACCUCGUAGAUGAACUGGUUAUACUGAGUUGGUUUAUACUUCAUAUUGCUCCAGUAAUUGAUAGAGUUUACAGUUUAUAGCAGGUGUGGCUAUGCUAAUAGACCAUUGUUCACCCCUGUAUAUCAUCAUAUGAAUUGGGAAAUACCUAAAUAGUUACUGCUUACAUCAGCAAAGAUGAAAGCUGAUUUGAAUAUUUAUUUAAGAAAUGCAAACAUUUUCAUAUCCUUAUUAGAAAUUAUUCUAUGCUAGAUGAAUUAUGUUCAGAAAUAUUUACAGUAAGUUAGCUGUUUGCCAUGUUGCUAGAUUUUCUUUGGAAAGAACUAAAUUUGAAAUGUAAAAUUAUAUUGUUUAUAGCUUGAAAUCAAUAUUUUCAACUGUGUUUGACUUUUUCUUGUUUUAUAAGUGGUUAUUCUAUUUACAAAUAGUUUUCCAUUAAAAGGCUAUGAUUUACAGAUUGACAUAAAAUCAUUUAAAAAUUGUUCUUUACAUUUUUGUCUAUUUAUUUCUUUUUCUUAAUUUUAGAUAUUAGUGAUAAACUUGAAAUUGUGUUUUACAGAAGCAUUAUUGUUUCAUAUAUUUAACUACUGUUUAAAGGAGCCAACCUAGAUAAAGGGACGGUAAAAAUCAUUGUGAGUUUGUGUCAACCAUUUUCAUAAAAUAAAAUGCAAGCUUCUAAACCACAUGGAUUGAUUGAAUUCUGUUUCACAUGUAUGUUUACACAGUAUUGAGGAAUUUCUUAAAGAAUCAUAUCAUAAAGAAAGUCUAAUCAGAUAAUCAUUCAACAACCUCAUUUUUUGGCAGAGAUAGAUUUAAUGUAUAUCAAUGGAUGCAUUUCGUCAUUAUUUCGCUAUACAAAAAUAUGUAAUUCCUGGGUUUAGAAUCUGGUGCGACUUUCAAAAGCGUAAUUGGUUAUCAUAAAUGGACAAUCGACAAUGGCGUAUAAAUUUAUACAUAUAGGAACUUAUAAUCUUCUUAGGAAAGGGGCUUUGGCUGGUAAAACCAAAAAAUGAUAAAUUUGACAGAAUGAAAAUGAAUGUUCUGCCUAACAAUAUACAGGAAAUAAUUGUGCAGAAAAGUGAAAUAAAUUUUCUCUUGUCAACAUAGUAAUUGAGUCUUGCAACAGGUGAAAUGAAUUUUCAACCCGAAACACCUCCAAAAAUCAAAUAGUUCUUUCAUAAUAAUCUGUUAGAUGCAUUAACGGGACAAUUUUCCAGGAGAUAUACACUAUUUUAUUCAUUUUGACAAAUGAAAACAGGAUUUAUAACAAUAACUUAUCAACCUAGUUACUUCUUAGAAGUGGUAAAUUCAAUGUAUGAUAGAAUAUAAUAUAUUUUUCUUUAAGUUUAUAUUUGUGAUUGUAUUAUUGCCAUCAGAGUUAAAUGCUAACUAUUAUUCUAUUUCUAAUUUAUUUUGUUACCUUAAGUGAACACAUGCGGUAUGGGUUUUGUUCAUUGUUGAAGGACGUACGGUGAUCUAUAGUUGUUAAUUUCUGUGUCUUUUGGUCAUUUGUCAUUUCGGGGCCUUUUAUAGCUGGCUAUGCGGUAUGGGUUUUACUCAUUGUUGAAGGCCGUACGGUGAUCUAUAGUUGUUAAAUUCUAUGUCAUUUGGUCUCUUGCGGAGAGUUGUCGCAUUGGCAAUUAUACCACAUCUUUUUAUUGUAAGACAAACUAUCUAUAUCUCAAUUGUUAUGAUACACAGGUUGGAGGUUAUAUAGUAAAUAUAACUGCAGUCAUUUUUUUUUCGUUGGUUCGAUUCACUUUUGGAAUCGAAUCAUGAUUAAUUUAUGAAAAGUAAAACACAAGUUUAUAGCUUUUAAAUGUUCAGUCGGUUGGGGCAACUUAAGAUUGUUGUUGCUCAAAUGUGCGAAAUUCGUUUUAGAGUAGAAAACUGGACACCUGUUUAUAUUUGAAAUAAAUGAAUUUGCUACUUCCAGUAGCUUAAAAACAAAGUUACUGUCAAAUAACUUUUAUUAUUCUUUUUAUUAUAGCAUGAUAAAGAAUACAUUCAGACAGAGUAUUGACUGAUUCUGUCGAUUAUAGUUCAGAGGCCUGACCCCUAAAGUUUAUAUAUAUAUAUAUAUAUAUAUAUAUAUAUAUAUAUAUAUAUAUAUAUAUAUAUAUAUAUAAACAAGUCUAAAUUGAAAACAACGUUCAAACCUAUGAUUGCGUUGAAUAAAAACCGCAAUUUUCAUACGUGUGCAUGUAAAACAAAUUUCUUUGAAGAGGGGUCUAAAUACAGCACAAACAACAUUAUCAUAAAUUCCUUGAUAUAUAUAAGUAUAUGACUUAAAAGAUGCACAUUUUUUCUGUGCAAAUUUUGAAUUCGUAACUGUAAAGAUUCGUCACAAGUCAUUGUGCUGAAUUCUUCUUCAAAAAACCAAUUGAAUGGUUGAACGAUAUUGUACUUAUAUUGUUCAGUAAGCAUUGGUUUGAAGAAGAUCAUGUGUUUUCAUUUAGAAUGUUUUGCAUUGUAUAUAUACACAGCACUUAAUUGUAUAUAAUAUAAAAUUCGAGUAUGCAUUAUGAGUAAAAGUUAUUUGAAAGUUUGUACGACUGGCUUCAUUUCAGUUUAUUAUUCAUGUAAAUAUUAAAUAAAGCUAUUUAAAGUUUCUUCUCUA